GUAUGCCCCCUUCUAGACCCCAAAGUCAAGCCAUUCGUGCUCCAAUGGGACGAAGAGACACCACCCACAGUCACGACCACCAAUUACCGCAUCUCCAUCUCUAAACCUCUGAUGAAGGACCCAACGCUCCCCGCGCACGAGCAAUGCCCAGAGGGGACGUGGAUAUGCAAAACUGUGACGAACCGGCGGCCAGACCACCGUUCGGAGCCACCACGGAUCGUUCAGAUCAUACCUGUCGCGGGC
Messenger RNA from Punctularia strigosozonata HHB-11173 SS5, 243 nucleotides. RefSeq lists its product as uncharacterized. The record is from RefSeq and is a predicted model, not a curated record. The transcript is spliced from 2 exons. Lineage: Eukaryota; Fungi; Basidiomycota; Agaricomycetes; Corticiales; Punctulariaceae. The annotation marks the transcript as partial.